This is a messenger RNA of Sinocyclocheilus grahami, 2342 nucleotides long. Its product is annotated as zinc finger FYVE domain-containing protein 1. Gene Ontology annotation, molecular function: metal ion binding; phosphatidylinositol-3-phosphate binding; phosphatidylinositol-3,4-bisphosphate binding. The coding region runs from base 98 to 2062 and encodes 654 amino acids. The record is from RefSeq and is a predicted model, not a curated record. Gene Ontology annotation, biological process: lipid droplet formation. The transcript is spliced from 11 exons. Lineage: Eukaryota; Metazoa; Chordata; Actinopteri; Cypriniformes; Cyprinidae. Gene Ontology annotation, cellular component: lipid droplet.
CUAGCAGCGCAGCAGCAGCAGCAGCAGCUAGUAGUCCUGGGACAGUUGUAGUCCAAGUAGCUUUCCAGAGAGUUGUGAUGGUUUUAAAUCUUUCACUAUGUCUGAAAUGCUGCUGAAAGAUAUGGAAGAGAUUUCUCUCGGGCCUGUUAAAAUGGACGAGCAGAAGGAAAAUGGACGGAGUUUUCUCCUGGUGGACGAAAACGAAAGCUUGCAGGUGAAGAACGAAGCAGAGUUUUUGCAGAAGUUGGGCUGCAGUGCUGCUCAGGGAGUCAAAGUGCUUUCUAUCUUCGGUAAUACGGGCGACGGCAAGUCCCACACUCUCAAUCACGUGCUUUUCAGUGGUGAAGAGGUGUUCGUCACGUCUCCUUCUCCGUCCUCAUGCACGGUGGGCGUAUGGGCCGCUUACGAGCCGCACCUGAACCUGAUCGUGCUGGACACGGAGGGCCUGCUCGGGGCCGCCAGUCAGCAGAACCGCCGGAUGCGCCUGCUGCUGAAGGUUCUGGCCGUAUCAGACGUGGCCAUCUACCGCACGCGGGCUGAGAGGCUGCACAACGACAUGUUCCAGUUCCUCGGCAGCGCGUCGGCCGCUUACCUGAAGCACUUCACACCUGAGCUCCGCGCUCUGUCUAGCCGCUGUGGGCUAGACGUGCCUCUCUCCAGCCUGGGACCUGCUGUUAUAGUUUUCCAGGAGACUCUUCGCACUCAGCUGCUAGGCCAGGAUGGCUCUGUCCUGGGGCAAGCAGACACACUUCUGCAAAAGCGCUUCCAUGACUUGGGCCAGAGCACAGACGCCUUCAGCUCUGUUCAGUACGUCGGCACCCAAACCAUCACUCCCCCCACAGACUACUCACAGUUACUGCAGAUUGUCAAUCAGCAGGUGAACAACACAUCCCAGCGAGCCCCGCGCCAGCCUGCCAUUGUGUUCAGUGCAUUGCAGGCCUUGAGCAACAGAUUCUGUGGCGAGAUCUCAGAUGACAAAAUCAGCAUAUGCUCCUUUUUUCCUGAUGAAUAUUUCACUUGCCCAUCAGUCUGUCUCAGCUGCAAUGUUCGGUGUAAGAAUGGCAUGAACCACCAGAAAGACGGGGUCUCACACAUGGCCGAUGGAUUAUGUCAGUAUGCCCACCAAUACAACAAUAAAGUUCUCAUUUGUAAGAGGUGCUAUGAGAGCGGAAGAGAAGUGAUGGUCAUACCGAAAACAUCUGCCUCCACAGAUAACCAAUGGUUUGGUUUGGCCAAGUAUGCAUGGUCAGGCUAUGUUUUAGAGUGUGCCAGCUGUGGCAUCAUCUACCGCAGUAGACAGUACUGGAUGGGCAACCAGGAUCCAGAGAGCAGUGUGGUGCGGCCAGAGGUCAAGCAUGUCUGGCAGGGGACCGAUGCCUUCCAGACAGACCAUCAGAAUGCAGCUCAGCGGGUCUUGGAUGGAAUGAAUUACAUAAUCCAAUCAGUGACAGAAUACAGCUCAGGCCCAACUAAAGUCGUCACUGCCUGGCUCACAGACCAGGUGGCUCCACCCUACUGGAAACCCAACUCUGAAAUCAUUGAAUGUCGUGGUUGUAAAAGAGCGUUUGAGGAGGCGGAGAGGAAACACCACUGUCGGGCAUGUGGGGAGGGUUUCUGUCAGGCCUGCUCCACUCACAGCAUGCCAGUGCCCGAGAGGGGCUGGGGUGGCAACCCUGUACGAGUGUGUGAUGCCUGUUACCGGCAGGGAGCACCCCAGCACACUGGACAGGUGGCCGUUACAGAACCCCGGACACUCGUCGCCCGCAGAGUGACAGAAGUAGCUCAGUCCACUCUGGAUAUGGUCUCCACCGCAGUGGACUAUCCCCUAUGUUUCGUAAAGGGAGUUGCAAGACCAGACUAUUGGAUCCCAGACCAUGAGAUCACCCAGUGCCACAGCUGUACUAAACCCUUCACCCCCAGCAUGUCCAAGCACCACUGCCGGGCAUGCGGUCAGGGAGUGUGUGGGAACUGCUCGAUGAAGACCAGGCCAGUGCCCUCUCGUGGCUGGGACCACCCUGUGCGAGUGUGUGAUGGCUGUGCUGACAGCAGGGAUUCCCUGUGACCUUGCUGUGCCUCUGUAGUCCCGCUCCAAUACAGCUUGGUGCUCAGAUGCAGGUUGUAGGCAGUUUUCAUCCUUAGCCAGUGUAAUCGGGGCUGGGAGGAAGAUGAAACCCACUGCAGUUGCAUAGACAAACACUCAGGCUCUUCAAAGCAUUAGAGAGUGAUGAUAUCUGGGUUAUAUUUCAUCUCAAAAUCAAAAGAGAAUAAUGCUAAAUGAUAUGUUGCAUAAUUAAAAUAAUUUGUAUGUAUAUAUAUAUAUAUAUAUAUAUAUAUAUAUAUAU